GAUCUUCUCGCGUCGAUUGCUUGCCCAGCUCGCUUCCUCUUCGUCUUCCUUCUCCCCCUUCUCUCGCCUCCGGUUAACCGCCACAGCCUGGAUUCGCCUUCUCCCGCGGCGGCGCGGCCGGCCGCUGCUGCUGCGUCGGCGCGUGAGAUGGAUGAUUGCGGCGGCGGCGGCGGCAAGAGGCCGUUCCAGCUGGCGCGGUCGCUGACGUACCACCACCACCCGGGGCACCGGCCGGCGGCUGCGUCCAGGUGGCGGCGGCAGCACCAGCAGCAUCAGCUCGCGGACGAGCCGCGCGCUCCCCGGCCGCAGGCGGUGGUGCUGUACACGACGUCGCUGCGCGGGGUGCGGCGCACGUUCGCGGACUGCGCCGCGGUGCGCGCCAUCCUGCGCGGCUUCCGCGUGGCCGUUGACGAGCGGGACGUGUCCAUGGACGCGGCGCUCCGGCGGGAGGUCCAGGCGCUGCUGGCCGCGCGCGGCCGCGCCUUCGCGCUCCCGCAGCUGCUCAUCGGCGGCCGCCUCGUCGGCGGCGCGGACGAGGUGCGGCAGCUGAACGAGACCGGCCAGCUCCGGCGCCUCCUCGACGGCGCGGCCGGGCAGGACCCGGCCUUCGUCUGCGACGCCUGUGGCGGCGUCCGGUUCGUCCCGUGCGCCGGAUGCGGCGGCGGCCGCAAGGUGUUCGUCGAGGAGGAGGGCCGCGUCGUCCGCUGCGUCGAGUGCAACGAGAACGGGCUGGUACGCUGCCUUAACUGCUGCUCUUGAUCGCCGACGGCGGCGGCGAACAUCGCCGUUCCAUUCGUGCUGCUAAUCCAAGCGGUAGAGGUUGUGGUAGAUAUCAACAAAAGGAAGAAGAAGAAGAAGAAGAGGGGGCUUUCGGUUUCCCGGCGUGGGGUUCGUGUGUGUCCGAUCCGAUCAUUUUGAGGAUCGGAUUUGCUGCUAGUCGGUGGACAAGAACAGAUUGUUCUUGGCUCAUUGCUGCAAAAUUGCCAUAUGGUGAUGGCGAUUGGAGAAUAAGAACUGGGCUUGUUUGUAUAUGCAUCUGAUGUAUCAAAGAUUGAUACUGCUGCUAGUUCAACUAAUGUAAAUACUUAAGUUUGGUGUGA
Molecule: messenger RNA, 1100 nt
Organism: Zea mays
Lineage: Eukaryota; Viridiplantae; Streptophyta; Magnoliopsida; Poales; Poaceae
Product: electron transporter
Exons: 1
Coding region: 148-759 (203 amino acids)
Source: RefSeq, marked validated